AUGUCGGGUUUUCCACCCCGUCACCAUUCGCAAUCAUCUGCACCCAACACACCGUCCGCAAUCCGCCGUGCUUUUCCACCAUCGCCAACUCGUUUCGCCUCCUCGACAACCUCUGCGUUUCUCCCGCCGUCGCCUAAACUUGGCCGCAAACCGGCGCCGCCAUCACUUCCGCUAACUCCGACAGCGGUGCGCAAAUUUCAGCGGCCGGUGGUGACGCCGUCCUCGUCGCCGCAAAUUGCGAAACUUAGAAUUAAUGGGAAGGUUGUGAGAGUUAGCGCAAUUCGACAAUCGGCGUAUUGUAAGUGACAAAAAUAUGCGCGGGGGAGCAUUUUGGAGCCUCUGGGGAAAUUCUGAAAAUCCUUAAUUUUGAAAAAAAAUCUGAAAAUUAACAUUUUUUGGCUGAAAAUCCUGGAAUUUCUGGUGGGAAUUUUACAGGCAAAGCUUUUGAAAUCAGUCAAGAGAAAAGCUUAGCCUAAGAAACUUGAGCCUAAAAAUCCUGAAAAUUUCUGAUUUUUUUUUGAAAUUCUGAAAUUAUUUCAUAAUUAUAAAAGUUCUAAUUUUAAUUUUUGUAUAAACCCGAAAUUCCUGAGAAUUUUUAAAAUUUGGUAAUCUUGAAAUGAAUUUCACAAGUCCCUUUUAUUUAUUUUAAAAAAUCCUAAUUAUAAAAUUUAUGAAAUUAAUUUUUGUGAAAACCCGAAAUUCCUGAAAAUUUCUGAAAUUUGGAAAUCCUGGAUGUAAUUUCAUAAAUCUGAAAAUUUUGAAAUUAAUCAAUAAUUUCCGAAUUUCUGGUGGGAAUUUUACAAAGCUCUGCCUGAUUAAGCCUAGAGCAAAGCUUGGCCUAAGCCUAAAAACCAAGCCUAAACUUGAACCUGAAAAUUCUGAAAUUAAUCAGUAUUUUUGGGUUCUGAAACCUUAAUUUAAAAAAAAAAAUUCUGGUGAGAAUUUUACAUUAUCAAUUUCCCCCAGAGGCUCCAAAAUUUUCCUGAUAACAAAAUUUUUAUGGGCUUCCGGGUGAAUCUUCUUGCCACGUCAUAACUCAAUUUUCCUUUUUAUAGAUUCGUCAUCUGAAGAUGAGGAUAGUUUGGCUGGUGGAACACUCGGUCGAAAAACCUCGACAAUCACAAAACCGCCACAAACAACACCAAGAACUUCAUCUUUAGGUAAGUUCUUUCAUGACGUCAUCAAAAACACAUCAAAUUAUAUUUAAUUUUUAUUUUUAUUUAUGUUUCCUUCGCCCUUUCAUUCUUCUUUUCUCUUAUCACAUUUCACAUUUCACAACAAUUUUUUCUGUUGUUUUUUUCCCUUUUCCCAAACCGGCUAUCUUUUAUUUCUUAAUUUUCAUUUUUUAGCAUCUUCAUCUUCCCAACCCAAACCUGCUACAACGGAGAUCGCGACUCCUGGAACGAAACGCGGUGCAGCUGAAAGUGGAGCGGCGGUUGAAGCGAUGUUGAGAAUGGUGCAGGAGAAUCGAGAUAGACAUGAUGUUGGUUGUUUUUUUUGGGAGACCCAGAAUUGCUAAAUCAAAAUUUUUGUGAUUUUUCACGAUUAUUGGCUCUAGGACCAUGAAAACCAUGAUUUUUGACUCAAAAAUUGGAUUCCGUGUGGAUUUUUAACCCCGGAAACCUUUUAACACCUCAAAAAUCCCAGAUUUCUGCCAAAAAAUGGCAUGUGCGCUCCACUGCACUUUUUGCAGUUUUCAUUGAAAUUCAAAUUUUUAAUUAGAGAAAAAUUUGUGAAUUUGUAUGGUUUUCUAUGGAAUUUUAAUCCCCGAGCCUGAGAAAAAUCGAUUUUUCAAGACUUUUGGCCUUAGGACCAUGAAAAUCCAUGAUUUUUCAUCCAAAAAUUGGAUUCCACGUGGAUUUUUAACCCCGGAAACCUCUAAAAACCUCAAAAAUUCCAAAUUUUUAGCAAAAACGCAAAAAGUGCAGUGGAGCGUACAUGCCAUUUUUUAAUUAGAGCAAAAAAUGGAAUUUCUAGAGAUUUCUGGGCUAAAAAUCCACGUGGCAGUUGAAUUUUGAGUCAAAAUUGUGGUUUUCAUGGUCCUGGGGAUUGAAAUCCAAAUGAAAAACUAUAAUAAUGCACAAAUGUUCCUCUGGUUAAUAAUUUGAAUUUCAAUGAAAACUGCAAAAAGUGCAGUGAAGCGCAUUUGCUUUUUUUAGCAGAAUUUUGGGAUUUUUGAGGUUUUUUUUUUAAAUCCACGUGGAAUCCAAUUUUUGUGUUGAAAAUCAUGAUUUUCAUAGUCCCAGAGUGAAAAUUUACCCGAAAAUCAAUUUUUUCCAGCAACAACAACAAAAACGAGAAUAUGGUGAAUAUGUUCAAGCUCGAAUUCGACCAAAACCCGCGUCUUCCCAACAAAAUGGCGAAAUUAUUCGAGUUUCCCGUCAGGAUUAUCGAAAUUCCAAAAUUAUUGUCACUGAAAAUGAGGGAAUUCGAAUUUCGCCGCAUAGAGAGGUGAGACAAAGAACUUUGCGGAAGGUUUUUUUUUUGAAAUCAUCAACCAUGUGUCAAAAGGUCAAACGUUGACAGAAAUUAUGAAAGUUUGAAGGGAAAAAAAUUCUAGAUUUGACCUUUGAAAUUUCAAAAAUUUUAUGAAAAUCACAAAUUUCGACUAGAAAUUCAAGAUUUUGACCCCAGAAACCUCUAGAAAUCCCAAAUUUUUGCUCAAAAAUGGCAUGUGCGCUCCACUGCACUUUUUGCGUUUUUAUCGAAAAUCUGAAUUUUUAUUUAUUUUUCGCUUGUGCAGUGGAGCGCAUAUUAUCGAUUUUUGAAAGCAAAAAUAGGAUUUUUUCCACGUAGAAGUUGAAUUUCGAGUUGGAAUUGUGAUGAUUUUCACGUGAAUCCUAUGAAUUUUUUUUUCUCCAGGAAUUCGAAACCACAAUCGACGCAAUUUGCUCGGAUCCAGAUGAUGAAGCGGUUUAUGUGAACACGGAGAUCCGUGGACAAACGCGCAUUUCUACAGAAUCCCCGGACUCGGCUGAUUAUCAAAAUUCGAUUCUUCGUAAGCCACUUCUUAUCAUAAUUUUCUUAAAUAUAAAAAUCAUUUUUCAGCUUUGAAACCGGCCAAAGUUUCAACAAAGAUUCAAAGUGUGGUUAAUGCUUUACAGGUUGGUUUUUUUUCUUAUAUUUGGAACUUAAAUUUUGAAAAAUUGUUUAUCUGAAAAUUUUGGCCUAGAAAAUUAUUUCCAAAAAAAUUAUUUAAAAUCUGUGAAUUUCUCAGAAAUCUGAAUUUUUUACAAAUUCCACACCCGCUCAAGCAACACAAAAAUCAGCAAAACGCUGUAAAAACGGUGCACCCUGUAGCUCAAAACCUAGAUAA
Molecule: messenger RNA, 3316 nt
Organism: Caenorhabditis angaria
Lineage: Eukaryota; Metazoa; Nematoda; Chromadorea; Rhabditida; Rhabditidae
Source: the annotation of a GenBank genome assembly